Camelina sativa (false flax) is the source of this 993-nucleotide messenger RNA. Its product is annotated as elongation factor 1-delta 1. Gene Ontology annotation, biological process: translational elongation. Gene Ontology annotation, cellular component: cytosol; eukaryotic translation elongation factor 1 complex. Gene Ontology annotation, molecular function: guanyl-nucleotide exchange factor activity; translation elongation factor activity. NCBI's taxonomy places the organism in Eukaryota, Viridiplantae, Streptophyta, Magnoliopsida, Brassicales, Brassicaceae. The record is from RefSeq and is a predicted model, not a curated record.
CUUCCUCCUCUGCCUCCUUCGCUCUUCAUCUUCAAAGUCUGCACCUUUUAGCUCAGUAGUUGAUCUGCUUUAUAUCAGUGAAAAGGUUCAAGCUUUAGAAAUAAUGGCGGCCUUCCCUAACCUUAACUCUGAUGCUGGAUUGAAGAAGCUCGAUGAGCAUCUUCUCACUCGCAGUUACAUCACUGGGUACCAGGCUUCAAAGGAUGAUAUCACUGUUUUCGCAGCUCUUGCAAAGCCCCCAACUUCCCAGCAUGUGAAUGCUUCUCGUUGGUACAACCACAUUGAUGCCCUCUUGAGGAUCUCUGGUGUCUCCGCUGAAGGAAGCGGUGUCGUUGUUGAGGGAUCUGCCCCUAUCACAGAAGAGGCUGUUGCUACUCCCCCUGCAGCUGAUUCUAAGGAUGCUGCGGCUGAGGAAGAUGAUGAUGAUGUUGACCUUUUCGGAGAGGAGACAGAAGAGGAAAAGAAAGCUGCUGAAGAGAGAGCAGCUUCUGUGAAGGCAUCUACAAAGAAGAAGGAAUCUGGAAAGUCAUCAGUUUUGAUUGAUAUCAAGCCGUGGGAUGAUGAGACUGACAUGAAGAAGCUAGAGGAAGCUGUUAGAUCUAUUCAGAUGGAAGGAUUGUUUUGGGGAGCAUCAAAGCUUGUCCCAGUUGGUUAUGGUAUCAAGAAGUUGCAGAUUAUGUGCACUAUUGUUGAUGACCUUGUCUCUAUUGAUACCAUGAUCGAAGAGCAACUCACUGUUGAACCAAUCAAUGAGUACGUCCAGAGCUGUGACAUUGUUGCUUUCAACAAGAUAUGAAGAUGGAGAAAGCCUAAAGGAAGUUCUGAAGUUCUGUGUGCUAUCUGCCGCUUCUUCUAUAUUUUGUCUCCCCACUUGUUUUAGACUGUUGUUUUGACUUUAUGGCUUUCUCUUAUUGGUUUUGAUAUUUAAUUAAGAAUGACAAUUCAGUAUUGGAGGACUUUAUGACUAUUCUCUGCUUCCUGUUUCUUUAACUA